AUGGCGCCCCAGGAUCUAUCGACGGUCUUGUCGUCAUGGUUACUGAUAGCUCUCAGCCUUAUUCCCAUAUCGAUUGCUGCAGAACCCACUGCUCAAUCGACAAACGCAACCCUUCCCAAUGGAAUCUCGAAUCAUGGGGACCCAAACUUGCUCUGCACAUCUACCAAAUGGAGUGACGUCGCUUUCUUUUUCAUCGGCAAUUAUGCUGCCCAUGCCGGGACAGUUGUUUCGCUGCCCGGGGAGUCGACCAUGGAUUUCGUGGUAACGGUGCUUCUUGCUCUUGUUUUCCCAAGCUCGGGAGCGUUACGGGGUUUCCGUUUCAUCAGGAACAGCACCAUGACACGGGAUCCUCUGCACGUUGCUCUGAAGGCUGGAGCUCUUUGCAUGGUUGUUCGGGCGCCCAACUGGAGCCCAAAAUCAGGCGAUUGUCUUCAUACGCUAUCAUUUGUGAGCAAGGAUAUGAUAAGGAUGGCAAAGGCUGAACCUCUCCUGUCCCGGAGAAAGGUAGACAAGUUGUUGAAAGAGCGGCGGAAUCCCGCAGAAGAACUCAAUUCCCUGCUAAACGGAGAACUUUGUCAUCGCAGAAAACAGUGCACCAACCCAAGGCAACCCGCCCGACUGAGUGUUGAAACGCCUCCAUGGCUCAGGGGUUCUCUCCUCCUGGUCGGACGCAGGAUCCAUGGCAACCUCAAAUUACCUCAGGGCUAUACUCUGGUUGGGGUCCCAAAGGAUGCCUCCGUUGAGAGUUGCAUACGAAACAUUGACAAUGUCGGGGAUUCUAUUCUCAACCGGUUUGAAACGGAGGUAAUCGCAGCUUCGUACAGUACCCCCAAAGCCUUGGUUGCCAUCGCUCAGGCAGUCUAUGCCUCAGUCACAUUGUAUCGAUCGCGAGGCGACCAAAUUACGAGAUACGGCUAUGCGGCGUUCGGGCUCACGGUGGUUCCUUAUAUAGCCAUGUCACUAUUGAACCUCCUCAGCACCUUGGUUACCCCGGAGUACGCUGCGCUUUAUAUGAUAGGAUCUGGGAUUAUGGACGAAGCCAAGACACGCGGAGGCGUUUUUGAGAGUGUGGUUGGUCGACUUGUUGAUGAAGAGGUCACCGUCGAUCAGACCUUUCUCUUCUCUGGGUCGUUCAAGGAGCGCGACGAGGACCAUAAUUGCGAAGAUGAGGUUGGUGAUAACCACCGCCAGUCUCGUAAAAUGUUUGAGUUUGACUUGACCUCUGAGCAGGUCAACAAUCCUGCGUCUGUGGAAAAACCUGGAAGCGAAGAUUCAGCUGGUACAAAAGAGCCAGAACAAAAGACCAGCGCCGUGGUAGAAACGUCGUGGUCAGUGCCUGUAACAUCAAUGACCCGGCAAAGGAGUUCCACGAUUUGGGCAUUCAUUAGCACUACUCAAUCUCGACUCGAUCCUAUGGUCACUGCCAGCAGCCGCCCGCCGAGAGACGAGCCUUGUAUCGUGGUCCCGGCGUGCUACAACUUCAAAAGGAAAAUCACCAAAUAUUCUCGGCUAGAUUGCCAUUAUCCCCGUACGGCCACGCCUGGUCCACUGCAGGUCAUAUUUGACAUAGUCAUAAGGGGUAGAAAUCUGGAUUCAUGGGCGGCCACCUUCAUCCUCAGCGCCAUCUGGAUCGCCAUCAUAGGUGGAAUGUCUCAUUUUAAGCCCGGCUCCAGUACUCUCGCACAGAGGGCAUGGAUUAUGACCUGGAUGGUCUAUGGAAUCUUUGUUGGGGGCAUGUGGAGACCCAAGGUCUCCGUGCUGACUGAGCUCUGGAGGCAAACACGGAUGGCGCGUCGGGAGAGAAUUCCACUAGGCUUCCGAUUCUACGGCAAUUUCUUUGGGGUACAUAUGGCUCUGCUGAAUGUUUGCCUUUAUUCGACCCCUGCAGUUGGAGGCUUCGUGGUGGUCGCCAAAAUGAUCUGGGAGUAUGGCAACUGCCAACGAAUUUGA
Molecule: messenger RNA, 1950 nt
Organism: Cladophialophora bantiana CBS 173.52
Lineage: Eukaryota; Fungi; Ascomycota; Eurotiomycetes; Chaetothyriales; Herpotrichiellaceae
Exons: 3
Coding region: 1-1950 (649 amino acids)
Source: RefSeq, a predicted model, not a curated record